AUGGAUUCCGACGACGACUUCCUGAGCGACGUGUCGAGUGCCGGUGACUUCCUCGACACCCAGAACAGCGAUGAUGAGAGUUUAGGGGAUGAUUUCGGUGAUGAUCUCGAUACCGGCUUUUCCGAUGAUAAAGACCUCAUCAAGCAAAAACGAAAACCAUACGAAGUUGAAUUCAAGGUUUUAAACCCCUUGGACAUUCAGCGUGAGCAGGAUGUCCAGGUAGACGAUGUUUCCGCAAUCCUUGGCCUUCCCCCAGAGUCGGCGGCGAUCCUGUUACGGUUCGGUCGGUGGAAGCAGGAGAAACUUAUCGAGGGGUAUAUGGAACACCCGGAGGAGACAUUAGAAGAUGCAGGGCUUGGGACAAAUUUCGAGGGCCUUGCGAAGACCGAGAAGGUGGCGGACUUCAUGUGUGAGAUAUGCUGCGAGGAAGGGCCCGACCUCGAGACGUUUGCGAUGCGAUGCGGUCAUCGGUUCUGUGUCGACUGCUACCGACACUACCUGGCGCAAAAGAUCAAGGAGGAGGGUGAAGCCGCUCGUAUUGAAUGUCCAGGCGAUAAUUGUCACCGCAUCGUGGAUUCCAAGUCCCUGGAACUACUUUUGGCGGACAACAACGCCUUGCAGGAACGGUACCGUACUCUCCUCACAAGGACGUAUGUGGAUGAUAAGGACAACCUCCGUUGGUGCCCGGCACCCAACUGCGAAUAUGCUGUCGACUGUGCGGUCAAAGCCCGCGACCUCCGCCGCAUUGUACCAACGGUGAACUGUAUUUGCAAACAUGAGUUCUGUUUCGGCUGCUCCCUCAACGACCAUCAACCUACUCCCUGCACACUGGUGAAGAUGUGGUUGAAGAAGUGUGAGGAUGACUCCGAGACGGCCAACUGGAUAUCCGCCAACACCAAGGAGUGCCCCAGGUGCAUGUCGACGAUCGAGAAGAACGGCGGUUGCAACCACAUGACCUGCCGCAAGUGCAAGCAUGAGUUCUGCUGGAUGUGCAUGGGCUUGUGGUCGGAGCACGGUACCAGCUGGUAUAACUGCAACCGGUACGAGGAAAAGUCUGGCUCAGACGCACGCUCUGCCCAGGCCAAGUCUCGGGCGUCUUUGGAACGCUACCUGCAUUACUAUAAUCGUUAUGCAAAUCACGAGCAGUCUGCUAAACUGGACAAGGAUCUAUAUCUCAAGACCGAGAAGAAGAUGACCAGCCUUCAGUCACAAUCGGGCCUGUCUUGGAUCGAAGUUCAGUUCUUAGACACUGCCUCACAGGCACUGCAACAGUGCCGACAGACUUUGAAGUGGACGUAUGCAUUUGCAUUUUACUUGGCGCGCAACAACCUCACCGAGAUCUUCGAGGACAACCAAAAGGAUCUGGAAAUGGCCGUCGAGAGUCUCAGUGAGAUGUUCGAAAAGCCCGUGCCAGAGCUGGCCAAGUUGAAGGUCGAUAUUCUGGACAAGACGGCCUACUGUAACAAGCGCCGAGUUAUUCUGUUGAGCGACACCGCAGAAAACCUGAAGAAUGGAGAAUGGGCGUUUAAUGUCGAGUGGUAA
This is a messenger RNA of Penicillium cinerascens, 1542 nucleotides long. RefSeq lists its product as uncharacterized. NCBI's taxonomy places the organism in Eukaryota, Fungi, Ascomycota, Eurotiomycetes, Eurotiales, Aspergillaceae. The record is from RefSeq and is a predicted model, not a curated record. Bases 1 to 1542 code for a protein of 513 amino acids. Gene Ontology annotation, molecular function: zinc ion binding; ubiquitin conjugating enzyme binding; ubiquitin protein ligase activity. Gene Ontology annotation, biological process: positive regulation of proteasomal ubiquitin-dependent protein catabolic process; protein polyubiquitination; ubiquitin-dependent protein catabolic process. Gene Ontology annotation, cellular component: ubiquitin ligase complex; cytoplasm. The transcript is spliced from 4 exons.